AUGAGAGAGGAUACUAAAUACAGUUAGGAAGAAAAAAAAGAUCAAGAGAGUUGUGCAACUAAAAAUGAUUAGCCUGAAAUAAUUAAGACUUAUACAUCGGUUGAAUAAGUCAUUUUAAGCAAAAUUCGAGCUUAAGUGAAGGAAUAGAAGGCUACACCUGGCACAAAAAAUAAAUAAGCUACAGGUGUUGGGAAAGACAAGUUGCCUGAAGAAUUAGCACCUGGUGAAUAGAUUACUUUUUGCGGAUGCUGCGCAAGAUAAAUUUAAAAAACUAAUCUUCCUUUAAAUGUAGAUACUAUAGAAUUAGCUUUUCUAGGAUCAGCUUAUGUAGCAUACUUAGAAUACAUAAAAUUUGCAGCUAGACUUAUUUUGACUUUCUUUUUGACUUCAGGCUUCUUUAAUUUACUAACAAAUUCAGCAUUCGGAGUUGAUUGCCAAAGCCCUGCUUAGCUAAGUAAAUCUAAUUAGUAAAAUAUGGAGUGUGUAAAAAAUUGGGUUACAGAAUUCAGCCUUGGAAAUAAAAGAUCAGAAAAAGCAUUGAUGACUUCCUAGUCUUUCUUUAAUCUGUUUAGUAUUAUAAUAUGCAUCAUUCAAUUUCAAAAGUUUAGAUAUUAAAUCCGAUUAACUGAAGAGGAAUGCGAUGAAAGGGAAAUAAACGCUGCAGACUAUUCCAUUUUAGUCUCUGACAUUCCUGAUGAAUUUACAUAUGAAGGAGAUAUAGAAAACUUAAAUUAUGAAUAGCUAUUAAAAGAGUAUUUUAGUAAAAAUUUAGCUGUAUAAUAGAAAUAAAAUAAAAAGGCUAAUCAAAGAGACAAUAAUUCAAAUAAGGAUUCGAACUCGAAUAACUCAAAUAUAGCAGAUGUUUUAAAGGAAUAGCCAAAAGAAACAGAGAUAGUAUCUGUAGGACUAUGUUUUGAUUUGAAGAAAUUUAAAGAAAUAGAAAACAAUUUAAAUUAAUUAAACCAAAAAUUAUCUAGAUGUAAAGAUGAAAAGUAGAAAGCUAAACUACAUCAUAUCAUAGCAGAAGUAGCAAAAUAAAGAGAUAAUUUUUCAAAGGACUAUACAACUGUAGGAGAAAACAGAUACAAAAUAAACAAUUUUACUGGCUAUGCUUAUGUAAUAUUGCAAUAUGAAGAUGAUUAAGAAAGAAUAACUGAAUUCUACGAGGAUGUGGAGUAUUUUGCUUCUCUAAUAACUGGAAAAAAAUCAUAAAAAUUAUAGUUUUAAGAUAAAUUUCUUACGAUUGAACCUGCUCCAGAUCCAAAUAAUAUUUUCUGGUUAAAUUUAAGACACACACAAGGAGAACUAUUAGUUAGAAGAAGUGCUCUCUUUUUUAUAACACUUUUGCUUCUUGGGGGUUGUUUAGGCCUUCUUUUCUCAUUUUAAUUGAUCCAAAUGAAAGUAGGUGCUGAAGCAAAUAAAGAUAGUGUAAUAGUAACUAUAUUAUCUUUUUCAAUCUCUGUAUCUAUCAUCAUAUUGAACUUAAGUGUAUAAAUUGGAAUUCAGUUUAUUGCAGAGAAAGAGGCAAGACCUACCAAAAUAGGAUAUUAUGAUUCAAUAGUAAUAAAGCAGGCGUUUGGCCACUUUUUAAAUACUAGUGUGCUCCUAUUUAUCAUUUAGGUGUUUAUUUAUUAAGAUGGUGAUGGCUAUGGAAAAUUGUUUAAAGCAGGAGGAUUAGCAUAUAAUAUGAAUAGCAUUUUCAUGACUAAUAUGAUUGUUUAAAACUUAGUAUAAGGAAUCAACAUACCAUUUUAUGUUUCUAAAAGUAUUAGAAAAGGUUUUAUGAAAGUCGGAAAUACCGAACAUUUAUAAAAGUUAGUAGGUAAUCAGGAAUAACUUAACUAGUAUUUUGAAAAUCCAAUAUUCAAUUUAUAUAAUAACUAUUCAAUAGUUAUAUCUUCAGUUUUUUCUUCUUUAUUCUAUGCUCCAGUGAUACCAUUCGCUUUGGUUUGGACUUUCUUUUAGCUAGUUUUGAAAUAUUGGGUUGAUAAACAUUGUAUAAUAAAAUAAUCUACUUUAAAUGUUGGUCCCAACAUUAAUUUAUGUAAAGAGAUGAUUGAAAAUUUAGAAUAUGCAUUACCCUUGUAUUGCCUAUCAAAUUUAAUUUUCUUUGUUUACAUUUCCAAGUCUAACGAAUAUGAUUCACUAUCGAUAUUUGGUAUUUUUAUUGGAGUAAUCCAUGCAAUACUACCAAUGGAAUUACUUAAUGAGAGAAUUUAUCCAAUUGAAUCCUCUUGUAGUAAUACUAAAAGUUAUGAAGAAAUGCGUUUAACAUUUAUCACAGAUUAUGACAGAGAGAAUCCAAUUAAAAAAUUAGCUGCAAUUAAGAAACACUACAAAGAUUUAAAGCAAAAAGCAAAAAGAGAAAAAAAACUAGAUGUUAAUUGUUCUGAAUUUCAAGAUUCGAUUGAUUUCUCUCAAACUUCUUCAUCUCCAAUUAUUAAAAAUAUAUAAGCUCUUAAGAAAGAGCAUGUUGCCAGGCCAUCUAUUUUUGGAGCCAGAUAUAAUCAAGGCGAAAUUUAAGUUAGUCAAGCUGAAAAAAAUUACUUAUAAAAUUUAGACUAAGAUGAAAAUCAAAAAAGUUUAUUGGAAGGAAAAGAUGAAUUUUAAUCAUAAAAUGGCUUUGGUCAGGAUUAGGAUCAAAUCUAGUGCUAACAAAAUUAAAAUAAUUUGUUUUCUAAUUAUUGCAAAAAUAUGAAUAUAGCUUAAGAUGAAGAAAAUCCAAAUUAGCUGAGGAAUGGAGCUACUUUAGAAAAUGAUACUUAAUAAAAUUAUGAAAAGUAAAUAAAAAAACAAACUUCACUCUUGUCAGCUGAGGGACAGUAAUAAUAUUAGUAUAUCUAAGAGGAAUUAAGAAAUAAAAAUAACAGUGGCUCAUCAUCCAGAUAACUAAGCCGAUAAAGUACCACUCAAGUUGUGAAUGAAUAGAAAAAAUUAAAAUAGGAUGAUUAUUUACAAGAAUCUUAAAAUAUAGAUCUUUAAAAGAUUUAGAUCGACUUUGAAAAUCUAAACUAGAAACUUAGGUCAAAAUAAAACACAGAAAGCACUAACACAGAGCAUUUAACAAAUGGAUAUAAUGAAAUAAACAAACUUGAUGAGAAUUUUAAAUUAGAUGAAUCUCCUUAAAAUUAAAAUAAUUCGAAAUACUUAGAGAUGAUUUCUUCAUCAAAAACAAGUGAUUUAUUGCAGCAUUUUAUUUAAAACUCAUAAAAAAUUAGUUAAUUAAAUGAAAUUUACAACACAAGUGACAAUCUAAGCAAAAAUUUUGAUGAAGUUAAAACUUAGUAGCAAGAAUCUGAAAUGAAAUCAAGUAGUAAAAAAGGACUAAAAUCUCGUGAAAAAGCUUUAAGCUAAUAAAAGAAAAAUAGCAAAAUGCAAGACUAAUACAUUAAAAGAAAAAGGGAUGAAGAAAAUAAACAAUCAUUACACUUAUCUGAACUUUUCUUUGCAGAGGAUAUUUAAUUUAAUAGAUCAGUAACACCGUUUUCACCUUCUGAUAUCAACUUCAAUAAUUCAAGUAAGUCCUAUAAACUAAAAUAAGAGUUAUUUGCUUCAAAUAAGCAGUAAUAGCAGAUCGAGACAUUCAAUUUUAAUAGUGAUACUGAGGUAAAUGGAGAAUCUAUUAUCUAUAAUUAAAGCAUCUAGAAUAUGAACUAGUAGACAGCCCGAAAAAGCUAAUAUCAACAUAGUUGA
Molecule: messenger RNA, 3693 nt
Organism: Tetrahymena thermophila SB210
Lineage: Eukaryota; Ciliophora; Oligohymenophorea; Hymenostomatida; Tetrahymenidae
Product: kinase domain protein, putative
Exons: 11
Cellular component (GO): plasma membrane
Molecular function (GO): calcium-activated cation channel activity
Source: RefSeq, a predicted model, not a curated record